This is a messenger RNA of Maniola jurtina (meadow brown), 3638 nucleotides long. Its product is annotated as TBC1 domain family member 12-like. The transcript has 8 exons. The coding region runs from base 472 to 2478 and encodes 668 amino acids. Lineage: Eukaryota; Metazoa; Arthropoda; Insecta; Lepidoptera; Nymphalidae. The record is from RefSeq and is a predicted model, not a curated record.
GUUUAAUCCAAGGGGACUGCAGCAGAAAUCAGAAAUGUCAAUUUUAUUUACAGUAGAAAGGAAAAGGUAGUGGGUGUGUUGUUUUGCUUUAUGUUUUUAGUUCCGUAAAAUAUAAUAUUCCUGUUAUUAUAAAAACAUAGUAUUAGUCCUAGUAAUAAUUUAAAAACUAUAAUAAUAUAAUAGUGUAAACAAAUUAGUAAAAUAUCUCCGUCAGACAGUAAUAAUCAAAAGGAAUCAAAAAUAUUUGCUUUCCAUUACUUUGUGAUAAAUUAGUUACAAAUAUUGUUUUCAUGAUAUUAUGUUCAUAGUAAACACCAAAUUAAGUUAACGAGUUGCAGUGGUCAACGUUUGUGGAUCAUUAUCAUUAUGCUAAACGAUGGCAUUAGCCACAAUAAAGUUAAAAAUGUUUUGUGCGUUUAUCUGAAAAAUGGUUGUGGUUUGUGAACGCAGUUCGAUAUCUGAGUCUCCGCAAUGUCGACGUCGUGCCAAAAAAGCGGGAUGCGCCUGAGUGAAGCCUUAGAUAAUAUACAGCUCGCCUAUAAUCCUAUUACGAAACAGUUGCAUUUUGUGAGCCCUAAGGUUGAAAAAUCUACUGAGGAAUGUUCGGAUGAUGUUGACAAGCUGUCAAAGAAGAGCAGUUUUAGUGAUGAAGGUAACUUCUCCAUAUCAACGUGUGAGAAAAGUGACACCAGUGACUCUCCUAAGAGUACUCUUCAAUGGGGCAGUGUGAGUGGUCACAAGAGGGGCAAGGAUGGUGGGUCAUUCUCAAGUACUGUGUCGAGUCUAUCCGAGUGCUCCUUGGGGUCGAGCGAGUCUAAAGAUGACCUCGCUGAGGUGGGUGUGCAAGAUCAUGGGAAGCUGAAGAAGAAAGGAUUGUCUGGAUUCUUUAGCAGAGGCGUCUUCCCAUGGAAAAGCAGUUCAUCAUCCAAAAGCCAAGACUCAAGUGUCGGUUCAUCUUGGCGGUUAUUCGGCAGUAAAUCCACCUGCAACCUCGAUAAGGCCCUAACCACGGAAACACAGAACACUUUAAGUCCUGCAUCAUCAGCUGCGAACACUCCUCAUCAUCACAAGAGGCAAGGCAGUUCAGCAAGCGAGAAGCAGUUCGAGGAUUUGGUGGCCAGUUCUAUAGCUCUCAUUCAGCAUGAUAGACCGUCGAAUCUCCCAGCAAAAUGCACGGAAGAGGCGCUCCGGCACAAAGCAGAACACGCACGUAUGGUCGAGGCGGCGAGGCGCAGGGUGGAGCGCGAGGCGGCCGCGAGGCACGCGCGUCUGCAGGAAUCGCUGCGGUUGGAGGAACGCCUCGCGAGGCACGCGAAGGAAUGGACCCAGAACAUAUUGCCUGAUUGGCAUAACAUGAAGAACAGCAAACGUACCCUCGAACUAUGGUGGAGCGGGCUUCCCCCGGCCAUCAGAGGUCGAGUGUGGCAGCUGGCCAUCGAGAACAAACUCAAAAUCACCCACGACCACUACCAGGCCUACGUCACCAAAGCGAAGCAAAAGCUACACGAAGCACAGUUGCGAAGAAAGAGAUUAAAAAUCAACUCAAGAAACACAUGUAAUUGCAAAAAAGAUGAUAAAAUCGAAGAUCAGAAAGUCGAGGAUAGAUUAUCGGCUGGAGAAUUUGUGAGGUCUGACGAGAGGUCAUCGAAAAGAUCCUCCAAAACCGAUGAAAGAGAUGACAAACCCGAAAAACAGAGACUAGGUUUACCCAGAAAUUUCAGCGAGCAGAACCUAAAGACGUUAACGGUGGAUCCGCCAAAGAAAUGCUGUUCGAAAUCCAACCCUAAUCUACUGGACUAUGGUGACGAAUGUUCCAUGGAGCUAAUACAGCUGGAUAUAGCAAGGACUUUUCCUCACCUGUGCAUAUUCCAGCCCGGGGGGCCGUACUUUGACGUGCUGCAUGAGCUGUUGGCAGCCUAUGUGUGCUACAGGCCUGAUAUCGGCUACAUUCAGGGUAUGUCAUUCAUAGCGGCGGUGCUAAUCCUUAACAUGGAAGCGCCACAGGCGUUCGUCUGUUUCGCUAACUUGUUGGACGGACCCGUUCUGAGAGCUGCUUUCACUAGAGAUGGUGAUACUAUGCAGCGUCUAUGGAAGGCCUACUCAACGCUCCUGCAUCAUAACCUGCCGUCUUUAGCAGACGUAGUGGCUCCGGAACUGUACCUGUUAGAAUGGCUAUACACGGCGUUCGCUAAAGCCAUGCCGUUGGACGCCGCGUGCAGAGUGUGGGACGUCUUCCUGAGGGACGGUGAUACCUUCCUCUUCAACACAGCACUGGGUAUCCUCCACUUAUACCAAGACGAGCUCAAGGAUAUGGACUUCAUCGCGGCUGCCCAGUUCCUCACCAAGCUCCCUGAGGACUUGGACCCUGAGGCUCUCUUCAGAAGCAUCUCCUCCGUCUCCAUGACCCUGGCCGGGAUGUCGUUUGAGGAGCUGGUCUCCUGCUGCAGCCUGGACGACGACCUCAGCGCGAGGUUAUGAUACUAUGCCGGGGAACUGUGGGACCUUAUGCAUCUGAAAGCCGGUUGGAGAUUAUAGCGACUGCUGAAUUAAAUUGACAACAUUUUACUAAUAUAAAAAAAAAAAUAGUCAGUGUUAACUUUACGCGCGGCUGAAGUUAAACUUAAUAUUGUCGGCAAAAGGCAUGAUCACUUAUGGCGGCCUCAAAAAAGCUGUUCUGUCCAGCGGCCAUUUUAAUAUUUAGUAUUACAGGUUCCUUUUGCAACAAAAUUGCGUUUUUUUUCCUACUUAUAUUAUUAAAAUACCAAAUGUUGUCAGUUGGUUUAGUUUUGCCUCCUAAAAUUAAUGAUAAUUUUCAAAAAGUCUCGGAUUUCGUGAAUUUUUUUACUCCACUGAAUUACCGUAGAUAUUAACAAAAUAAAAAAUAUCGUUUAGGUUAAAUAAUGGUGUUCUGACGUUUUUGUGUACCUGUGUCUGAAGUUUUUUUUAUUUAUAUCUAGAAAUAACUAUAAAAUACAAUUCAUGUCUGGGCUCACCUUUCGAAUUCUCAACUUUAUAUAUUAUAAUAUAAUAAUUAUUUUUCAAAACUUUAAUAUCAAACCUAAAGAAAAUUCUCUAUCUCAUAUAAACUUUUUCAUGUCUAUACUAAAUAAAAAUAAUAAAUAUUGUGUAAAUAUUUACUAACCAUAAGAUAUACGUCUUUAUUAAAUAAAACAAUGUUUAGGUACUAAAUAAUCUAGUUAGUUAUUUUUAAUUAGAUAGUUAUUCAAAAUAAUAAUGUCAGCUACUUUUGCUUUAAGAAAAGUAGCAUUUGCAAACAUAUCAUACUUUAAUAUUAAUAGAAUUGAAUUUUAACAAAAACCAUCUUCUAUAUCUAUAUGCGAUUGAGUUUUCAAUAAAACUGACAAAUUUCUCACUAUAUUUAGCUAUCCAUAAUGGCCGAUUUACAUUAUUCCAGUAAUAUUUCAGCAUUCCAAUUCAGUAAAAGGAACAAUCAUAUGGAUAGCAGCCAUCCCUAGGCGUCCAUUAGACGAUAGGUUCUGCAUCGAUCAUCGUCCUUCACAUCGACUUUGAUUUUUUGACGAAUAACAUUGCUAUGUCGUUUUACAAAAAGUAAAGAUUUUAUUUUGAUAUUUAUUUAAUAAAUAAUUUAAUAAGGAAACUUUUUGCAAUUCUAUCGC